Anguilla anguilla (European eel) is the source of this 943-nucleotide messenger RNA. It is a transcript of the gene ela2l, whose product is annotated as elastase 2 like. The transcript is spliced from 8 exons. The record is from RefSeq and is a predicted model, not a curated record. Gene Ontology annotation, molecular function: serine-type endopeptidase activity. Gene Ontology annotation, biological process: proteolysis. Bases 53 to 856 code for a protein of 267 amino acids. Lineage: Eukaryota; Metazoa; Chordata; Actinopteri; Anguilliformes; Anguillidae.
CUCCUUACAUAUAUAAGACCGCAGCUCAGUAACAUGAAUUGAAGAUACAAGCAUGAUGAAGUUUGUGGUCCUGGCUGUUCUCAUUGCUGGCGCCUAUGGGUGUGGGCUGCCCACUAUCAGACCAGUGGUGACGAGGGUGGUGGGAGGCGUGGAUGCCAUACCCAACAGCUGGCCCUGGCAGAUCUCUCUCCAGUACACCAGCAAUGGCAACUGGUACCAUACCUGUGGAGGUACUCUGAUUUCCAGUGACUGGGUCCUCACUGCUGCUCACUGUAUCAGCAGUAGCAAGACCUACAGGGUGGAGCUAGGCAAGCACAACCUGAAGGAGACGGAGGCGGCGUCUGUGACCAUUCCUGCCGGCAAGAUCAUCGUUCACGAGAAAUGGAACCCCUUCUUCAUCCGUAACGACAUCGCGCUGAUAAAGCUGGAGACUCCCGUCACCGUUGGCGACGCCAUCAUGCCCGCGUGUCUUCCUGAGGCUGGCUUCAUCCUGCCCCAUAACGAGGCCUGCUACGUCACUGGCUGGGGACGCCUCUACACCGGCGGCCCCAUCGCGGACAUCCUCCAGCAGGCUCUCCUCCCCGUGGUGGACUUCGCCACCUGCACCCGGCCCGACUGGUGGGGCAGCCAGGUGAAGGACACCAUGGUGUGCGCGGGCGGGGACGGCGUCGUGUCCGGCUGCAACGGAGACUCCGGUGGCCCCCUGAACUGCCAGAGCGCCGACGGGUCCUGGGAGGUCCACGGCAUCGUGAGCUUCGGUUCCGGCCUCAAGUGCAACCUCGCCAAGAAGCCCACCGUCUUCACCCAAGUCAGCUCUUACAUCGACUGGAUCAACGCUAACAUGGUCAGCUACUAAGGACAGAGAGCACAUAAGCUGUAAACCAGAACACCAGUGUCAUCAUACACGAGAAAGAUCCAUCAAUAAACUUCUCCAAUAAACUGA